Melanaphis sacchari is the source of this 1881-nucleotide messenger RNA. RefSeq lists its product as uncharacterized. The record is from RefSeq and is a predicted model, not a curated record. The transcript is spliced from 9 exons. The coding region runs from base 194 to 1873 and encodes 559 amino acids. Lineage: Eukaryota; Metazoa; Arthropoda; Insecta; Hemiptera; Aphididae.
CCUUAGUAUUAAACUUAGAACUUUAAUAUACGGAUCUGAAUUAAACUAAUACAUACAGAUUUAUUUUAUUGAUUAUCUACACGACCAGUUUUAAGUGUUCAUAGUAUUAAAGUGCAGCUUAUAUGAUUUAAUUUCUGUUAAGAAGUAUAAUAAUGGCUUUUCUUCAUUAAUAAGUAUCAAAUUAAUAUUCAGAAUGAUAAAAAAUAAAGAUACCAUAAUUCCAGUCACUGAAGAUGUUGAAAGUAUUGAAAAGAAAAGCCAUAAUCAUCAUGACUUUAGAGAAAUAAUAGCUAAUAAAUUUAUAUCAAAUGAACAAAAUUAUGAAAAUAAAAAUUCUAAUAAAAUGGAUGAAGUGAAUAAAAAAAUAAAUAAAUGGGAUACACAAUUACCAUUACAGCAAUUUCAUAAAAAUAACUUAUCAGUUAAAGGCUAUAAAUAUAAACACCACCCUCAUGAUCAAUACUGUUUGAACCAAAAAUAUAGUCGUGAUAAUCAUAUAUCAUCAAAAUGUGAUAUGCCUAAAAAUGAGGACCACAUAACAAAUAAUGUACACAAUUUAAAUGAUACAAAUGUUGAUAAAAGUGAACAUGAGACUAAAAUAAUAAUUGCUCAAACACAAAAAAAUAAAACCGCUAUUUCUUUAUUAAAUGAAUGGGCUAUGCGUGGUGAAGAAAAAAAACCAUUUGUUGUAUCAUAUUUACUUGUAGAUGUUACUGGACAUGCACAUAAUCCAAGAUUUACAUUCAUGUGUCAAGUAUACAAUAUUAAAGCUUAUGGAGAUGGGAAAUCUAAAAAAGAAGCAAAACAAAAUGCUGCUGCCCGAAUGUGUGAAAAACUUUUUGAUUUUAAAAUAGACUUUUUGAACAAUAAUGAUAAAAUGAUAACAUCUACCACCAUUGAUAACUUUGAAGUUAAUGAAAAUGAUACAUUUUUAAGUAGCAUUGAAGGAUCACAAAUUAUAGAUGAAACUAAUUCAGAUAUGAGCGAUGAAAAAUUGCAACAAUUUAAGUAUAAAGAAGUACAAACUGCACAUUGCAAUAUGAAUCCUAUUGGAGCCUUGCAAGAGUUAUGCAUAAUUUAUAAAUGGACACCUCCAUUCUACAAUUUUAAAGAAAACAAAAAUCAAAAGGAACGUAAAACAAUAUUAUACAAAGUUAUUUGCAAAAUUCUUCAUUUACAAACAAUGGGAACUGCUCGUACCAAGAAAGAAGCUAAACGUAAGGCCGCACAUUUGAUGUUUGAAAAGAUUGUUGACAUUGGUGCAGACAAAUUAAAUGAACUAAAAUCUGCAUACCCAAUAACACUAUUACCAACGGAGGAUUAUGAACAAAAUAAAUGCAUUGCUAUAUAUAAUGAAAAAAAUGAAAAAAUAUCAAAUAAAUGGUUUUCGGCAUAUUGUUUUCAAUCAUAUUUGAAAAUAGCAAUGGCAAAUAAAAUAACAUUAAAAGAUACAACAAUAUUUCCAUUAGUUGAGAAUAAGGAUAAUCCAACACCUAUAGAUCAACAGCUAGAACUAUAUACAAUGAAAAUGGUACAAUAUAUUGAAAAUUCUGAUCCAAAUACAAGCAAUGUAAAUAAAUUGAAUAUUUUAUGUAAGGAACUAGGCUUCCAAGCAGUUUAUGUGUGUCUGGGAGUUCAAAAAAAAGAAGAUAUUAAAAAUAAUAUAGGCCAAGAUGAAGAAUAUGCUAUGUUGGUACAAGUGACAACUGUACCAGUCACAAUUACUACUGGAUAUGGAACCAAUAAAGAUAAAGCAGCAGAAGAAGCUGCUAAAUUUAUACUAGAGACGUUUAAAGCAAUGUUGCUCUUUACUAAACAAGACUCCAUAAAUUUAAACAAUAAUGAGGAAGAAAAAAUUGUAAAUGUAUUGUAAAUGUUUAA